Molecule: messenger RNA, 960 nt
Organism: Hyaloperonospora brassicae
Lineage: Eukaryota; Oomycota; Peronosporomycetes; Peronosporales; Peronosporaceae
Source: the annotation of a GenBank genome assembly
AUGACCUCAACCUGUCCAGGCGCGAAGUGCACCGAAGACGAGUGUUUCCGCUCGUCCAAGUCGAUUCAGCACUUGCUCGACAAUAACAAAAAGUGGCGCGAAGAGCUCAUGCGACAGGACGCGUCGCUGUUCCACCGCACGGCCGAAGGCCAACACCCGUCGUACCUCUGGAUCGGGUGCUCCGACUCGCGCGUGCCGGCCGAAGAGGUCACGGGCCUCGUGCCCGGCGAGAUGUUUUGCCACCGCAACGUGGCGAAUUUAGUCGUCACGAACGACAUCAACAUGCUGUCGGUCGUCCAGUACGCAGUCGAGUCGCUGCAAGUCAAAGACAUUAUCGUGUGCGGCCACUAUGGCUGCGGCGGCGUCAAGGCCGCCAUGGAGAACAACCACAUUGGCAUCUUGGACACGUGGCUCCGCACGGUGCGCGACGUGCAUCGGAACCACAAAGCAGAGCUCGACGCCCUGCCGAGCGACGACGCGCGGUACCGGCGCACGGUCGAACUCAACGUGAAGCAGCAGUGCCUCAACGUGUUCAAGAUGAACGUCGUCCAGCACCGCAUUGGGCGGCCGAAUGAGCCCAAUAUCCACGGCCUCGUGUACGACAUCCACACAGGCGGCCUGAAAGAGCUCAAGGUGAACUACUGCGGCUACUUUUGCAAACUCGUGGGCGACGACAGCCUCCACGCGUUCCCCGACGGCGAGCCGACGAUGGGGCUGGCCCAUCGCCGGCGGAACGCGAUUUUGGACCUCGGCGACGGCCUCGAGCGUACACCGGGGUUGGUGCGCACGCGGUACAUGGCGCGCAUGCUGAAGCGCGAGACGGAGCUGUUUACGCCAGAGGAAGUGGACGAAGCCAUUGUAGCGAUCAGGAGUGAGAUGGCUGACCCGUUCAGUGCGUUCAUGAACAUCAAGGACCUCAUUGCGUACUUUGCGCCCAUGAAGCCCCGGCAUUCCGAGUAG